Molecule: messenger RNA, 2325 nt
Organism: Bemisia tabaci
Lineage: Eukaryota; Metazoa; Arthropoda; Insecta; Hemiptera; Aleyrodidae
Source: RefSeq, a predicted model, not a curated record
GGCUGGACGCUUUAAUUCAAUAGCCCAGAUCGCUUUCCUGACUUCCUGAGCACCCCGCUGUCAAUAAUCCUUUGUGACCCAUGCGGAAUUCGGCACGUGGUUCGCUUGCUGAAUGCUGAAGGAAGUAUUUUCUACUUUAGAAAUGUUUUUCCUCAAAGUUUUAUUGCCCCUGUGAUCUUUAUUCGAGAUUUUUUUGUUGUUGCAUUUUUCGAUCCCUUUCAUAUUCAGUGGUCGUUAGUAGUUAGGGUCAUUAGUUCCUACCUCUUCAAUUUGCAAAUGGCUCAAUUAGAAUCCAAGUUCAAAUUUGCAUGUGAAAACCACACUGUGGAGUGUAUUGGACCAUUUUUCUUUCAACAUGUGAGUGCAUUGAAUGCAGAUGCUGAAAGCAAACUUAAGCGGUUGAAAAAAAGUAUAAGAGGUGGUUCCAGUGAGGAUAUUGACUGUUUAGAAUUUGAAGAUGACGUCAGCUACCUUAAAAGUUUGGACCCUCUAAAAUGGAAAGAGCAAGAUCACUACCACGUUUUGGGUCUUAAGAAACUCAGAUACAAGGCCUCAGAAAAUGAUAUAAAAUUAGCAUAUCGCAAAAUGGUAUUGAAGCACCAUCCGGACAAACGAGUAGCAGCUGGUGAAACUGUCAAUAGAGAUGAAGAUUACUUUCUGUGCAUUACGAAAGCAUAUGAAACAUUGGGAGAUAAAAAAGCAAGAAAAGCAUAUGAUUCUGUUGAUCCCACCAUUGAUGAUAAAAUCCCCUCUGAUAAUGCCAACUCCAGGGAGAACUUCUUUAAGGUUUUUAAGCCUGUUUUUGACAGAAAUGCUCAUUGGUCAGAAAUAUUACCUGUGCCUAGCCUUGGAGGUCCCACCGAUUCUAGAAGUAAAGUAGAAAAAUUCUACAAUUUCUGGUUCAACUUUCAGUCGUGGCGUGAGUUUUCUUAUUAUGAUGAAGAAGAAAAGGAUAAAGGCCAUGACCGUGAAGAAAGAAGGUGGAUUGACAAACAAAACAAAGCUAUGAGAGCCAAGUACAAGAAGGAGGAAAUGAGCCGAAUUAGAAAUCUGGUCGAAUUAGCCUAUAAAUUAGAUCCUCGAAUAGCCAAAUUCAGAAUAGAAGAAAAGGAAAAGAAGCAAGCUGCAAAAUUAGCCAAACAAGAAGCUGUCAGAGCUAGAAUCGAGGGAGCAAAUCGUGCAGCGAGAGAAGCAGAAGAAAAAAUGCGGAAGAAGAAAGAAGAGGUCGAAGCAGCAGAACGAGAAAAGUUGGCCGCUGAAAAAGCAGAAAAAGAGGAAAUGAAAAAAGCGUUGAAGAAACAAAGACAAACCGUUCGGAAAAUAUGUAAAACUAACAAUUAUUUUAUUCAAACUGACAAGGAAUUAGUACCUCACAUGUCCAAUAUUGAGAAAAUGUGUGAUAUGUAUAGUUUAGAUGAGUUAAAAUCAUUAUGCAAUGGACUAGCAAACAGAGGAAGAGAAUAUCUUUUAGAAAAAAUUCAGGAGAUAGAUGAAACCUUAGAAGCCGAACGACACUCGCAUCUUACUCCUAAGUUGAACGUUGUUUCUAAAGAAAAUUAUGCAGAUCCAGCUAUCACCAAUGGAGUUACCUGUAAACCGCCAUGGUCUCAUGGACAGGUUCAGUUGCUAAUCAAAGCUGUAAAUCUAUUUCCUGCUGGAACAAAUCAUAGGUGGGAGGUUGUUGCUAACUUCUUGAAUCAGCACUCAGCUGGUGGGACCACAAGAACUGCGAAAGAGGUCUUAACGAAAGUCAAAGACAUGCAGCAUACAGAUUUCUCACAAAGUGAUUUGAAGGUAGUGAACAAUGAGGAAGCAUAUUCAAACUUCGAAAAGGAAAAAAAGAGAGAUGCUGUUGUAGAAGCCCCUGCCUCGGAACGGUUUCCUGAGCAACCAGCCCUACCAUGGUCAGCUGAAGAGCAGCAACUUUUGGAGCAAGCUUUAAAAACUUAUCCAAAUAGUGUGUCUGAUCGAUGGGAUAAAAUAGCAGCAACUGUCUCGACUCGGUCUAAAAAAGAAUGUAUGAAAAGAUACAAGGAAUUGGUGGAGCUCGUGAAAGCAAAGAAGAAAGCACUUGAAACAGCCCAAAAAAAAAAGUAAACAGAAUGGAUUAUGCUGUAAUGACGAACUUACGCCUGAAGGACUUUAUUCAAUAUGAUGGCACUGAGGAAUUAUAUUUAAAAUCUAGUGACUCAAAUUGUUAAUCAACCAUCUCUUGUACACAUUUCAAUAGUUUAUCUCUGACUUGUUUUCUCAUUUUUAGGAGAAAGAUAAAAAGUGGCCACCUGACUCCUAUCAAUAAAUUAAUCUGUUUUUUUUUUUUUUUAA